Messenger RNA from Acaromyces ingoldii, 1515 nucleotides. Its product is annotated as multi-copper oxidase laccase-like protein. The annotation marks the transcript as partial. The transcript is spliced from 2 exons. Gene Ontology annotation, molecular function: copper ion binding; oxidoreductase activity. Lineage: Eukaryota; Fungi; Basidiomycota; Exobasidiomycetes; Exobasidiales; Cryptobasidiaceae. The record is from RefSeq and is a predicted model, not a curated record.
ACGCGGAGCUACAGCUGGACGAUUGCCGCGCAGACGGGCGCGCCCGACGGCUACGACAAGACGCUCUACACCAUCAACGGCCAGAUGCCCGGCCCGCUUGUCGAGGCAAACGAGGGCGACACGCUGGAGAUCACCGUCACCAACACCCUCAGCGAGGGCACCUCGAUCCACUGGCACGGCAUGUACCAGAACGGCACAGCAUAUGAAGACGGCGUCCCUGGCUUCUCGCAGUGCCCCAUCCCCGCAGGCUCGUCAUACACGUACACGUUCAGCACGGCAGGCCAGUACGGCACCUACUGGUACCACUCGCACUCGUCGACGCAGUACACCGACGGCAUCCUCGGGCCCAUGAUCAUCCACUCGCCCAGCGACCCAUACGUGCGUGGCGUCGACUUCACCUCGGAGCAGGUCAUCAUCGUCCAGGACUGGUACCACGACGGGGCCGAGUACAUUGCGACCGAACUGCUGACCACUGACGGCUACGACGGCAGCUCGGCCGCGCCAUCGCCGCAGUCGGGCCUCAUCAACGGUGCCGGCGUCUUCAACUGCUCGCUGCUCACCGACUCGGACGUCACCUGCACGACGCCAGACCCGCCAGCGAUCACCGUCGCCGCCGAGAAGAUCCGGUUCCGCGUCAUCAACGGCGGCUCCCACGCCCAGGAGCACGUCAGCAUCGACCUGCACUACCUCAACGUGACUGGCGCCGACGGCACCGCUGUUCUGGGCCCCAGCGUGGCGCGCGUGCCCAUCCACAACGGCCAGCGCUACGACUUCAUCGCCGACUUCAGCGACGCAUCCGACGGCGACUCGUUCUGGUUCCGCGGCGAGCUCAACACCAACUGCUUUGCCUCGACCGACGACGACCUCAAUGCGAUCACCCGCUUGGCCAUCCACAUCGGCACCAACAACGGCACCGAACCAACCACAAAUGACUGGGACGCAGACCUGCCCACGAGCUGCGUCGACUUUGACGACAGCGACCUCACCCCCGUCACGGCCGAGGAGGCGCCGCUGGGCCUGACGACGGCCAACGUGCGCCAGUACACGAGCGCAUUCGGCCAGCUCACCGUCGACAGCACGUCGUACAGCCGCUUCUUUGUCAACUCGACGACGUACACAAACUACGCCUACCAGCCCUUCCUGGCGACGAUCAACAACGGCAGCUCCAUCGACUCGUCGCGCGUCGCCUUUGCCGAGGUCGCCGACGACGAGUGGGCCAUCGAUGUCAUCAUCAACAAUGGCGACCAGAACCUCGACCACCCCUACCACCUCCACGGCGCCGACUUUUACAUUGUCGCGCGCGGUGACGGCACCAUGACCGUCGACGAGUGGUCGUCGAUCUCCUUCAACACGACGAACCCGCCGCGGCGCGACACGCUCGUCAUUCCCGGCGGCAACUACGCCGUCCUGCGCCUCUACUCGGACAUCCCCGGUGUGUGGCCGCUGCACUGCCACAUCGCCUGGCACCUCGCCGAGGGCUUCAUGGGCGCCCUCGUGGUCCACCCCGAGGCCAUC